This is a messenger RNA of Staurois parvus, 392 nucleotides long. Lineage: Eukaryota; Metazoa; Chordata; Amphibia; Anura; Ranidae. The record is from the annotation of a GenBank genome assembly.
UACAGCAUGGUUGUCCAGUUCUGGGAGGGCAUCAUAUGAUGUCCUCCCAGAACGUGCCCUACUGCGCACUGCCAGCAGCGCACACCCGGCGAUCUCCGUGAUCGCUUUGUCCUAUGGACUCAGCUGAUCACAUCUUGAGGAAAGUACUGCCGAUACGGUCAAUUGUCACAGAGCAGAUCGGCACUGAUCAUCAGUGCCCAACAGUACCUCCCACCCUUGUCCAGCAGUGCCACCCACCAGUGCCCAGCAGUUGCGCCCAUCAGUGCCCAGCAGUACUGCUCAGCAGUUCCGGCAGUCAGUGUUGUCAGUCAGCACCGCCCAUCAGUGCCACCUAUCAGUACCCAUCAUUGCUGCAUAUCAGUGCAGCAUCAUUAGUGCCUCCUCAUCAAUGC